AUGGUAGGAACUGAAGCUUCAGUUGGCAUGAUCCAAGACCUCAUCUCCAAGAAACGUGUCACCGGCAGCGAAGCUGAAAUGUGGCUAUUGUCAUUAUCAUUUGUCCAUCAUCCUACAAAGGAAAUGGUUGCAGCCGCUACGCCUUUGUUAGACGAACGUGGUGUCUCUGGUAAUACCCUACUCGCUGUGUCAUCUCUGGCAAGCAGUUAUUGCAAUGCAAGACCUGACUGUGGAAAAGAUUCCGAAAUCACUACUCUCCUCAGAAAACUGAUAGAUCACACCCACGAUUGCAAUACCCAAAAUGGUGAUGCCAGAAGAAUCAUCUUUGCUCUUCGAGCAAUUGGCAACAUUGGUCAUUCACAUGAGACUGUGUCUCAUUUGACUCGCUGUUUCACUCGACGAGAUGUCCGUGAGGAAAUAAGAAUUGCAGCUAUGGACGCCUUCCGAAGAAUUCCAUGUGAUGCUAUGCGAUCUGAUUUGAUGGGAGUCUUCCGUGAUGAAGCUGAGGAUUCUGAGCUCCGUCUCAACGCGUACAUUGCCCUGAUGAAGUGUCCAAGCCGAAACGUUUUGUCUGAAUUUCAUAAAAGUAUGGAUGCAUUCCGUGCUUCUGCUUACCUGAGAGUGUUUGGAAAUGAACUUCGUUAUUGGGAUGAUAAAUCCCUGAAUGAAUUGCAGUCUUCCCUGAAGAGACUGAUGUAUAUGCAAUCGUUGUCAUUCAGUAAAACUAUGGCGCUUCUUGAUAGCCGUAUGAUUAUUCCCACCUGCGUCGGUCUUCCUCUCAACCUCACUAUUUCUACCACAGGAAGUAUUUCUCUUGAUGCUAAGGCAUCAUUGCAACGACCAAAAUAUGAACUAAAUAUCGACUUCAGACCAAGUGCUUCAAUCCAAGUGAAAGGUGAAAUGUCUGUAGAUGCACAUGUGUCUAGAGCUGGUCUAAAGAUGGUGACAGUUGCGCACACAAGUACCGGAGCUAAACUGGAUAUUCGUAAUAACAAAUUUGAUUUACAGAUUCCUCAAAAGAAGAUGGAAAUUUUCAACCUCAAGACUGAUUUUUACAUCGUCCAUCGAAAUUCCGAAAAAAAACAGAGAAUGAUUGUCGAUAACGUGAAAAAACACGAGGUUUGCACAGGUAAAUUCAUGAAGCAAGUAACAGGACUUAGUUUCUGUCAAAUUCUCAAGUUCCCAAAUGCUUCACAUCACAAAGAGGCUCCAUUCUUUCCAUUCACUGGUCCAGUUGUCUACGAUCUUUAUAUGAUCAACGAAGACGCUCCCAACGGAUACCAAAUCGAAGCCUUCAGCAAGGUAAGAUUAUUUUCAUUAUAA
Molecule: messenger RNA, 1323 nt
Organism: Acanthosepion pharaonis
Lineage: Eukaryota; Metazoa; Mollusca; Cephalopoda; Sepiida; Sepiidae
Source: the annotation of a GenBank genome assembly